Messenger RNA from Dendrobium catenatum, 1253 nucleotides. RefSeq names its product serine/threonine protein phosphatase 2A 55 kDa regulatory subunit B beta isoform-like. Gene Ontology annotation, molecular function: protein binding; protein phosphatase regulator activity. The transcript is spliced from 7 exons. The coding region runs from base 235 to 975 and encodes 246 amino acids. NCBI's taxonomy places the organism in Eukaryota, Viridiplantae, Streptophyta, Magnoliopsida, Asparagales, Orchidaceae. Gene Ontology annotation, biological process: peptidyl-serine dephosphorylation. Gene Ontology annotation, cellular component: cytosol; protein phosphatase type 2A complex. The record is from RefSeq and is a predicted model, not a curated record.
GAAAAAUGAACUUUCAAUUCUCUUUCAACUCCCCACUUGCCCGUACCCUUACACUGCCACUUGCAUGGUGAGAGCAGAGGCCGGCUCUGCUGCCGGCCGGGGGAGUCUUCGCAUCGUCUGAUCUCGAAAGCUGCGAUCGAGUAAUCUGCUCUCCUCUGGGAGAGGGUGGUGUCAGUUGUCGAUACGCCUGCCAAUUUUCUAGGCCGACGUUUUCACGAGGAAAUCGGCCGGAUAAUGAACGGUAAGGUUGGAAGCGAGGCUUUUGACGCGACGCCCUCCUCUUUGCUGCCUCCACUCGAAUGGAAAUUCUCGCAGGUGUUUGGCGAGAGGAUCGCCGGAGAGGGAGUCCAGGAUGUUGACUUUAUUUCUGCAAUUCAAUUUGAUAAAUCUGGGGACUAUCUGGCUACUGGAGACAAAGGAGGGCGUGUAGUUUUAUUUGAAAGAACUGAUGUUAAGGAGAAUAGUUCUCGAAGAGAUCUUGAGAAGUUGGAUUAUACUAUUUGUGGGCAUCCUGAAUUUCGUUACAAAACAGAAUUUCAAAGUCAUGAACCUGAGUUUGACUACCUCAAAAGCUUGGAAAUAGAAGAGAAAAUCAACAAGAUUCGAUGGUGUCAGAUCGCAAAUGGUGCUCUUUUUAUUUUAUCGACUAAUGACAAAACAAUCAAAUUCUGGAAGGUGCAAGAAAAGAAAGUCAAGAGACUAUCCGUGAUGAAUUUGGAUCAUUCGCAGGCUGCCAGAAAUGACAACUUUGCUUGUUCGUGUACAGCUAGUCCAAAAGUAUCUCUUACAAAUGGUGGGUACGCAGAUAGUCCUUACAAAUAUCAGAGCAAUGACUACGAAUUUUCUUCUGCAGGAUUUCCUUCCUUGCGCCUUCCCAUGGUUACCGGCCAAGAAAUGAGCCUUGUUGCAAGGUGUCGAAGAGUAUAUGCUCAUGCUCAUGAUUAUCACAUAAAUUCUAUUUCAAAUAACAGAUAAGUGAUGGCUACGAGACGACCGUACACAUACCGUCGUAGAGGACCUCAUGAAGAAAGGUUCUUUUGAUGUUUUCUGUUGAGUUUGAGUUUGAGUUCAGUAGUAUGUACUUGUGUAUGAACAAUUAUUGGAGUUUAUGUAAUUUGUGAUUUUAUGUUUUAGUUGUUGUGUUGGAAGAAACAGUUUGAUACACUUCAGUUUGAUGUUAUUAGUGGCUCUUUCAUAUAAUUGGAUGAUGUUUAUGUACUGACAUUAAAGUUUUAAAUGAAUUUGUUUAUGUA